This is a messenger RNA of Aspergillus alliaceus, 1064 nucleotides long. Its product is annotated as NAD(P)-dependent oxidoreductase. The transcript has a single exon. Gene Ontology annotation, molecular function: oxidoreductase activity, acting on the CH-OH group of donors, NAD or NADP as acceptor; NADP binding. The coding region runs from base 123 to 1004 and encodes 293 amino acids. The record is from RefSeq and is a predicted model, not a curated record. Lineage: Eukaryota; Fungi; Ascomycota; Eurotiomycetes; Eurotiales; Aspergillaceae.
GGAUAGAAUGAGGGCAUUGGAUAUGUUGUACUGAGGGGGUCUCUAUAUAUAAGGGCUGUUAUGGUGGUCUACUAUCAGCCUCUCCACAGAACCAGGAUAAGCACCAACCUCUGUCUAUCACAAUGCCUAAGCAAAUCAGCAUCUUUGGCCUCGGAGCCAUGGGCAGGGCCCUUGCAGAAAAGUAUCUCGACCAUGACUACGAAACAACUGUGUGGAAUCGAACAACCGCUAAGGCUAGUCCGCUCGUCGAAAAAGGUGCCAAGCUAGCGUCCACCAUAUCAGAUGGUCUCAGCGCUAGUGACCUCAUCCUGUUCUGCCUCCUUGACAAUCAUGCAGUGGAAGGGACUCUUCGAGAUACGUCUCACAUAUUGCCCGGCAAAACCAUCGUCAACCUCACCAAUGGUACACCCAACCAAGCCCGCAAACUUGCAGAUCUGGUCACCUCUCACGGAGCACGGUACAUCCACGGCGGUAUCAUGGCAGUUCCUGCCAUGGUUGGGUCUCCGCACGCAGUUCUUUUCUAUAGUGGAGGAUCUCUUGAACUGUUCCAAAACAUUGAAAGCCACCUGUCUCUCCUCGGAACUGGAAAAUAUCUUGGGCUAGAUGCCGGAUCUGCCUCCUUACAUGACUUGGCUCUGCUAUCGGGCAUGUACGGUCUUUUUUCAGGGUUCCUCCAUGCAACUGCUCUGAUCAAGUCCGAGAAGGGCAAUACCGCUACGGGUCUGUUGCCACUUUUGACCCCUUGGCUGUCGGCAAUGAUGGGUUAUCUUGGUUCCAUCGCGAACCAGAUUGAUCAGGGAGGUUACGCCACGCAAGGGUCUAAUUUGGUGAUGCAACUGGCCGGUGUGGAAAAUAUUAUCGCAGCUGGGGAGGAACAAGGAGUCUCAUCGCAGACAAUUCUUCCGAUGAAAGCCUUGAUGGAGAAGGCAGUGGGUGAGGGACAUGGGCCCGAGGAUCUAUCUGCGUUAAUAGAAUUUUUCGAGCUGAAGAAGGGUUCGAGUUAGGGAGUCACUGUCAAAAUAAAGCCAUGCUUAAGCUCCUUUCAUUAUCAAUAUCACCACAAU